CCCCAAAACUAAAGCCCCAGAGCGUCGAGAGAGAGAUCGAGAGAGAGAGGGAUGAAGCUGCGGCACGCGAUGGUGUGCUCGUCGAACCAGAACCGGAGCAUGGAGGCGCACUCGCUGCUCAAGCGGCAGGGCUUCGACGUCUCCUCCUACGGCACGGGAGCCCACGUCAAGCUCCCGGGGCCUUCGCUCCGGGAGCCCAAUGUCUACGAGUUCGGCACCCCCUACAAGCACAUGUACGACGACCUCCGCCGCAAAGACCCCGAGCUGUACAAGCGUAAUGGGAUCUUGCCGAUGCUCAAGAGGAAUUCGAGUGUCAAGACUGCGCCCCAGAGAUGGCAGGAGAAUGCCGCCGAUGGGUGCUUUGAUGUUGUUUUUACCUUUGAAGAGAAGGUGUUCGAUAUGGUCAUCGAAGAUCUAAAUAACCGAGAGCAUAAAUUGAUGAAAAGUGUAUUAAUAAUCAAUUUGGAUGUAAAGGAUAACCAUGAAGAAGCUGCUAUUGGGGCCAAGCUUGCUUUGGAUUUAUGCCAGGAGCUUGAAGCAGUUGAUUGCUGGGAGGAUGCAAUAGAUGACAUUGUUGCUGCUUUUGAGAAGCAGCACAAGCGAAAGCUCGUCUACAGCAUUUCUUUCUACUAAUAAUGCAUAGAGAAAAUUAGCUGGGGAUGUUUCAGCUUUUUAACUCAAAUCUUGUACCGUGUCCCUAUCAUUGAGCACCUCAUAAAGUAUAAUUUAGUGUGGUCUAGGUACCUAUAAACUGGAAAUCAUUUGCUUCUUUCACGCAUCAAUGGAGCACGAAAUGAAUGGCAUGCA
This is a messenger RNA of Phoenix dactylifera (date palm), 807 nucleotides long. Its product is annotated as Ssu72-like family protein. The record is from RefSeq and is a predicted model, not a curated record. Gene Ontology annotation, biological process: mRNA processing. Lineage: Eukaryota; Viridiplantae; Streptophyta; Magnoliopsida; Arecales; Arecaceae. Gene Ontology annotation, molecular function: phosphoprotein phosphatase activity. Gene Ontology annotation, cellular component: nucleus.